Didymodactylos carnosus is the source of this 288-nucleotide messenger RNA. Lineage: Eukaryota; Metazoa; Rotifera; Eurotatoria; Philodinida; Philodinidae. The record is from the annotation of a GenBank genome assembly.
AUGCUAACUAAUAAUCAAACUUUAACAUAUCUCCAAAUGGGUUGUAAUAAAAUUGAUGAUAAAGGUAUAAAAUUAGUUGCUAAUGCAUUAAAAAAAAAUAAAAUAUUAAAAAAUUCAUUAAUUGGAUACUGUGAAAUUGGUACAAAGAGUGCAAAAUAUUUAGCUAAAAUAUUUCAAACAAAUUCAACAUUAAUGGUACUUGAUUUAUGUCAUAAUCAAAUUAUGGAUGAUGGUGUUAUCGCAAUCAUUGAUGCAUUAAAUUUAAGUGAUUAUAGUUAUAUCAUAUAA